This is a messenger RNA of Clarias gariepinus (North African catfish), 1685 nucleotides long. It is a transcript of the gene dnajc28, whose product is annotated as DnaJ (Hsp40) homolog, subfamily C, member 28. The transcript is spliced from 2 exons. Bases 215 to 1366 code for a protein of 383 amino acids. The record is from RefSeq and is a predicted model, not a curated record. NCBI's taxonomy places the organism in Eukaryota, Metazoa, Chordata, Actinopteri, Siluriformes, Clariidae.
AUAUACACCAGCGGAGGUCAAAUCAGGGUGUAAAGUCGCUCUUAAACCGAGUGCUGAGAGCGAGAGAGAGUUUCAAUAUGACUACAGUUAAUAAUAAUAAUAAUAAUAAUAAUAAUGAACAAAAUGAAGAUGAUUGAGAAAAUGAUGAUGAUGGAGGACAAGAUAAUUACGAUAAUGGUGGUGGUGACAGUGAAGCAGAAGAUAAAGAAGCACGAUGAGCUGUUCUGCAUUACUGCGACUUAACCCUGGAGACCGUCACAGACUGCCUUUUGUCUACAGCGCCAUCACUUUUCGCCUGCUCACCUCUAGUCCUGGACAUGGCCGUGGUUUAAAAGAAAGUCUGCGUUUACUGCAGUUGCCCAAGGACAAAGUCAGCAGCCAUGCUGCAGUCAAAGAAGCCUACUUGCGCAUGGCCAAACUCCACCACCCUGAUUCUGGAGCCCCCACUGCUGACGCUGCUUUAUUCUCACAAAUAGAAGAAGCAUAUAGAUUUGUACUAGCCCACCUAGCACAGCAAAAGUCUAGCUUCCAGAGCACUCAGGAAGAGGAGGAGGAGGAGGAGGAGGAAAAGGUUAAAAGGCAUACACCACAGCACAGACACUACCUCAACUAUGAAGGCGUGGGCUCUGGAACACCAAGCCAGCGUGAACGACAGUAUCAGCAGUUCCGUAUGGACAGAGCUACAGAUGAGGUGUUGGAAUAUCGCUACAAAUGCAUGGAAAAAGCAGCGGCAGAAGAGGGAGCCAUGGUUUUGAGGGAUACACGUUUGCGAAGCAAGAAGAUCAAGAUAACACAGGCUGUAGAGAGGCUGGUCGAGGAUCUUAUCCAGGAGUCGAUGGCGCGCGGUGACUUCCGUAACCUAAGCGGUGCUGGCAAACCACUAAGCAAGUUUGAUUACAACCCCUAUGCUGAUCCCAUGACCCACAACCUUAACCGCAUCCUUAUAGAUAACGGUUACCAGCAUGAAUGGAUAGUGGCUCAGAAAGAGAUUAAAGAGACCAUUGGGAAGAUGCGCAAGAGAUUGCUUGAAGUCCGGGCCAGACUAGGAAACCCUAUGAAACACUCGGAGCAGAUCAAGUGGCAAGAACACUGUGCUACUUUCUCUGACGAACUGGCCAAGCUUAACAAGAAAGUGGAUGACUUCAACUUGAUUGUGCCUCUAAUUAGUUGGCAGAUGGUUCAUUUUAAUAUAAACAAAGAGAUGGAGAUAGUACUGAAAGCUGAUCAACAACAUCGAAAGGAAAAGGAGAAAGAGAAUGAGAAAAAGCUCAUGGAGGAGAAAGAAAAUGCAGCUGCCUUUCAGCAAAACUCUUGGCAAAGAUUAAUUAUGUGGAUGAAAAAUCUUCUCAAAUGUAAUGAUGUCUGAAUAACACUGUAUUUUAAAACAAACUGAGGAGGCUGCACAAGACGGUUUACAAUGAUUAUUAUUUAUUUAUUGCAUACAUGGAUAUAUGUGUAUAUAGAGUAUAUAUUAUUAAAAAAUCUGUUUUAAAAAAGAAUUUAUAUUAAAUAUGGCUCAGAUGAAUCACUAUGAUGUACAUUACAAUUAUGUUUUAAAUAAUACUUAAAUUAACCAAAUCAACCAAACAGAGGAGAUUGCACAAGACAUUUAAUUUAUUGUUUAUUAUUAUUUGUGUAUAUAAGAAUAUAGGAUAUAUGGCUCAGACAAAUCAUUAUAAUGUAAA